Molecule: messenger RNA, 1824 nt
Organism: Closterium sp. NIES-65
Lineage: Eukaryota; Viridiplantae; Streptophyta; Zygnematophyceae; Desmidiales; Closteriaceae
Source: the annotation of a GenBank genome assembly
AUGGCGGGGAGCAGUUCCGUCAGUGAUAGCAGCGCACCAUUGGUCUCCGACGACGAUCCGAAUGUCGCAUGCGAUCGCAGGCGACAUUGCGUGCUGAUGGUGUGCGACUUCUUCUUCCCCAACUUCGGCGGCGUGGAGAGCCACAUCUACCUGCUCGCGCAGUGCCUGCUACAGCGCGGCCACAAGGUGGUGGUGCUGACGCACGCGUACGGCGACCGAGUGGGAGUGCGCUACCUCACCAACGGCCUCAAGGUCUACUACGCACCGCGCCGCCCCGUGUGGCUGCAGGAUAGAACACGCCUCUCUUGCACACCCACCACAGCUCGCAUCUACAAUCCCAAUCCAUGCCCUGCCCCCAUCUACCCACCCUACCCACUUUUCCCCACCUUCCCCUUCCCUUCGCCCCCUCUCUCCCCCCCCCACUCCCAAUCUCACGGGGCAACGCCCCCCUCGCCGCUCCCCUGUCUGUCGCUGCCGCUGUUUCGCGCCAUAGUGGAGCGCGAGCGCGUGGCCAUCAUGCACGCGCACCAGAGCUUCGCUCCCAUGUGCCAUGACGCGCUGUUGCAUGCCCCCACGCUCGCCCGCCGCGCCGUCUUCACCGACCACUCGCUCUGUGGCUUCACUGACGCCGCCAGCAUCCACAUGAACAAGGUGCGCCGCCAGCAUCCACAUGAACAAGUUCUCGAUGGCGGGCAUCCACGCGGCGAUCUGUGUGUCACACACGAGCAAGGAGAACACGGUGCUGCGCGCCGCGCCCUCGCUGCCGCCGCACCGCGUGGCCGUCAUCCCCAACGCCGUCGACGCCAACAACUUCCUCCCCGACCCCCGCCACUGCCCCCCGCCCCCCAUGCUGCUGCUGCUGCCCGCGCUGCGGGUGCUUCUCGGGACGCUGCUGCCGCUGAUAGCGCGCGGAACGAGGCGGCAGGAGGGAGAGCAGCAGUGUGGGGCGCGGAAUGGGAUAUGGAGGAUGGGGAGGGUGCCGUGGCGUGCAGGGCUGCAGGCAGUGAGGCAGCAGCACAUGCAGCGGAUGGGGGAGGAGCAGAACACGGGGCAGGUGGGACAGUGGGGCAGAGCGAGGCAGGGGGGGCUGGGGGGAGGGAAGAGGAGGGAGGGGCAAGGGAAGGAGCGUGGAGCAGAGAAGGGGCGGAGGCGGAGACAGCAGCCAGCACGGCACACCCUCCAGCGGCUGAGGUGGGGGGGAGGGUGGGGGGGGGAGGAGCAGAGGGGGGAGGAGCAGAGGGGGGAGGAGCAAGGUGGCAGAGCAGCAUGGCAGUGGAGGCAGGCAGGCACGUGGCAGGCAGCACGGGGAGCGCCAUGGGGGCUGGUACGGAGAUGAGGGCAGGGGCGGGCAUGGAGGCGAGGGGGGGGGCGAGAGGGGAGAUGGAGGUGGAGAUGGAGGUGGAGAUGGAGGUGGAGAUGGAGGUGGAGAUGGAGGUGGUGAUAGUGGUGAUCAGCCGCCUCGUGUACCGCAAGGGCGCUGACCUGCUCUUUGACGUCAUCCCCGCCGUCUGCCACUGCUUCCCCAAGGUGCAAGCGCGUGCCACUGGUGAUGCUUGCGCGCAUUGGCCCACCCGCUUGGAUGCAGUCACCGUGCUGCUAUGGUUGGGGUGUGGAGAAGGGUGGGGAGGGGGUGGGGGCCGGGUUGAAUGUGUGCGCGCGAGCGGGCGAGCGUGGGGGCGUGUGAGGUGGGGGUGGGGUGGGGGUGGGUGCGUGGGUGCGUGUAUGUGUGCAUGUCGUGUGGGUCUCUGUAUGUUGAUGCGCACUGGCCGGGCCCGUGCGUUGGUGUGGCGUGGCAUGUCCCAUGGCAGCAGGUGUGGUGGAUAA